Messenger RNA from Polypterus senegalus (gray bichir), 951 nucleotides. RefSeq names its product olfactory receptor 8H1-like. Gene Ontology annotation, molecular function: G protein-coupled receptor activity; olfactory receptor activity. Gene Ontology annotation, cellular component: membrane. The record is from RefSeq and is a predicted model, not a curated record. Bases 1 to 951 code for a protein of 316 amino acids. Gene Ontology annotation, biological process: G protein-coupled receptor signaling pathway. The transcript has a single exon. Lineage: Eukaryota; Metazoa; Chordata; Cladistia; Polypteriformes; Polypteridae.
AUGAAUGACACCAACACAUCCAUCUCCAAUUUUGUUUUGUCCUGCCUGAAGGAGAUUGAGGAAAAAGAACUUGCAGGUGCUGUGUUCAUAAUUAUCUACCUGGUGACCAUCUUUGGAAACACAAUGGUUAUUGUUAUCGUCAUAACGGACCACCAGCUUCAAAGGCCUAUGUUUCUAUGCAUCACAGUCUUGUCUUUGAUUGACUUGACUUGCAGUACUACUAUUGUCCUAAAAAUAUUAGCUAUACUACUUUUUAAUAAUAAUCUUAUAUCCCAUAGUGGGUGCCUUGCUCAGAUGUUCAUUUUGCAUCAUAUGGAAGCAUUAGAAAUAUUUCUUUUGACUCUAAUGGCCUUUGACCGUUAUGUAGCGAUCAAUGAUCCCCUGAGAUAUCCUGCUGUUAUAACAAAUAAAGUAAUUUUAGCAUCCAUCGCUGGUAUAAAUGUCCUUGGGGUUAUCCUUGUUAUGGUAUACAUGUUUUUUGCGGAAACGUUUAACUUUUGUUCCACCAAUAUUCUCCCGUACUGUUUUUGUGAUUUUACUGCAAUGCUUCGCACUGCUUGUUUGGAAGACACCAGAUAUAUAAUUUAUACCUCAACUCUUUCUGCAAUUUUUAUUGUUUUCACAUUUUUACUCAUUGUGUUUUCCUAUGCCAAAAUAAUCCUGUUGGCGCUGAAAAUGUCAAGUGCAGAUGGAAAAAAGAAGGCCCUAAGCACUUGUGUCACACAUCUUUCAGUGGUGGGGCUGUUUUAUUUUCCCCUGAUCUUUAUUUAUGUCGUACCUACAAGUAGGCAACCUGCAAGCUCCACUGUCGCUAGCAGCAUGAUCAUGGUAUCCACCAUCAUGCCACCUAUGCUAAAUCCUUUAAUAUAUAGCUUAAGAAAUAAAGAAAUAAAACAAAGCAUACAAAAGGUUGUGAAAAGAAAAAGGGUAACCACUUUUAUAUUUAAUUAA